This is a messenger RNA of Haliotis rufescens (red abalone), 2141 nucleotides long. RefSeq names its product monocarboxylate transporter 6-like. Gene Ontology annotation, molecular function: monocarboxylic acid transmembrane transporter activity. Bases 223 to 1629 code for a protein of 468 amino acids. Gene Ontology annotation, biological process: transmembrane transport. The transcript is spliced from 6 exons. The record is from RefSeq and is a predicted model, not a curated record. NCBI's taxonomy places the organism in Eukaryota, Metazoa, Mollusca, Gastropoda, Lepetellida, Haliotidae.
CACUAACUGUGGUCACUAGAUCACCACUGUGUGUGAGCGAAGCGUGUAUCCGUCCUGUUAAAAGUGUUACGACACAAUUGCAGGAUUUAUUUAAUGCUUGUGAAAUUCUGACGACAAAGCACAAUCCGCUGUCAGGAAUCUGCAGUUGCCGUCCACGAGCCGAGCAGAGUUUAUUGUUAAGACUUAAGACUUGUUAAGGACUUGUUAAAGACUGUUAAGAAAAUGUCUGGAAACAGCAUCACCUCCAACGGAUUGAGCAGAAGGCACUCGGGAAAAGACAUGGGGCAUAAUCUAAUUGCAUGUGGCGAUAAAGCAGUUGGAGAACAACCCCCCUCCCACGUAAACAAUGGUCAACCUUCUGGCGAGAUGAGUCCUCCAAAACCGGAGCUGGCGUCAUCUGCCAAGGUGAUAAUACUUGCUUCCUGUACGUGCAUCAACUUCUUGUGUAUCGGUUUUGCUGUCGGUCUUGGAGUCGUGUUUGUCCAAAUCCUCGACGUUUUCAACACCACCCGAGCCCUGACGUCAUUGAUGCAGUCGUUGUGUAUUGGAGUUAUAUUCUCAGGCUCAUUGAUAUGCGGACCAAUUGUCCAGAAGCUGGGACCAGGGAACUCGGUGAUAUUAGGAGGCCUCUUGUCCCUGGUAGGAUGUGUGGGGGCUAGCUUUGCCCCUAACGUGGAGGUGCUCAUCAUCACUGUUGGAUUUAUAACAGGUUUUGGGAUGUGUUUUGCACAUCUAUCCUCCUAUUUAGCGACAGGAAGCGUUCUUGUGAAGAAAAAGGGUAUGGGAGUUUCCCUCAUCACGGCAGGGGCAGGACUUGGAGCCUUUAUAUCUCCCCAGUUUAACAGGCUUGUGUUGGACGCGUACGGAUGGAAGGGGACGUUUCUGCUUCUGGCUGGUGUGAACUUUAACAUGUGUGUCCUUGGAUUCCUGAUCCGUUGUUUGACGAAGCCCAUCUACAACAUGAAAACAACUCCUAAGGAUGCCGAGCCCAAGUCUCUAAUCAAAUCUCUCAAUCUCCAUUUAUUCAAGAAUGUACCGUACAUGAUAUUUCUACUAUGUCAACCUGUGAUCUGGUGCUUCUAUACCGGGGUAGUCGUUUUCAUCGUGGACGUUGCCAGAACCAGGGGCUACGACCUGGAGGCUGCAUCCUUCCUCCUCUCUGCAAUCACUAUAGCGCAUGUAGCUGGGAGUUUACUGGGAGGGAUGCUGGACACAGUGUUCCACAUCCGGGCACUCAUCUCCUGUUCCGUGUCUCUGGUUUUGUGUGGGCUCCUGAGCAUCUGUUUCGCCUUCUUCAGUUCAUAUGGUGUUAUGAUAACCCUUGCAAUCGGCCAUGGCGUACUCCUGGCUAUUCUGGAUGUGUCCAUACCAAUUGUCCUGUUUAAAAUGAGUGAUCCAGCAUCCUAUUCAUCCGCCUUGUCCUAUAUGUUCGGACUCUCCGGCUUCUCGGAUAUUGCUAGUGGACCCAUCAGUGGCGCCAUCAGAGACAUGACAGGGGACUAUCUCCUGAUGUUUUACCUGGCUGGUGGAGUAGCCCUGGUGAUGGGGGUUGUCUUCUUGUGUCUGGAACUGUGGAUGCGGCGACGGAAGGAAUCUACUUCUUCAGAAACUAUUGACACUAAACUUUGAACGUUGAAUAUAUAGUUAAUGUCUAGUCGCCUUACACAUGAAUACGGUUUUACGCCUCUUCAACAAUAUUCAAGUAAUAUUACGGUGGGGAACACCAGAUAUAGGCUUUUCAAGUUAUGGACUCGAAACCGGAACUUCGGCGUGACAAGCGAACGCUUGUACCACUUGGCUAACCCCGCCGCCCAGUCACCUAAAGGAGGAAUAUCUCCAUCGCCUGGGAUUUGUAGUUGUGACGUCACGUCCCUGAAUGUGUGUUGGACGAAUAAAUGCAUGUAUGAUAGUGCUUUGCAUAAUAAAUAUUGUAGGUAUUUUCGUAAGGGUUAUAAUCAUAUGGUGUUUCAAAUGCCAAUCGCCAAUAUCACCAAUUCUAGUGUCCAAUAAUUAUACUACUAGGUGGCCGUCGUCGCCAAGGCCAUUGUGUGACGAGAACCCACGUGAAAUCUGGCAUAACAUCGCAACACCUUCAUCACUGAUUUAUCACUAUGUUAAACGGAAUUAGAUCUAUUGCCAGC